Molecule: messenger RNA, 2371 nt
Organism: Paramecium pentaurelia
Lineage: Eukaryota; Ciliophora; Oligohymenophorea; Peniculida; Parameciidae
Source: the annotation of a GenBank genome assembly
AUGAGAAUGAAUUAAAUAAUUUAAUCACCAUUUAAUGAAUUCAAAGAUAGAUGCUUUGUUAUCUUACAAUGUUUAGGUUAAGGGAUUGAGGGAGAAGUAUAUGAAGCAAGAGUAGAAAAUUAAUCAUAUUAUGAAAAAAAUGUUGCCAUAAAAUUUUAUACAAAUAUUAAUCAAAGAGAGGAAUAAUUUAUUGAUUCGAUACUUGAAUAGAAGUAAAACAAUUUGCAUGAAUAUAAUUAAUUUCUUGUGCAAAUAUAUGAAAAAAUAUAACUAAAUAAUGAGAUAUUGGUGGUUAUGGAAUUAGGAUAAUGUUCCUUAAAAGAAUAUCUGAGUAGAAAUGAACUAAGUUUUGAUGAGAAAAAUUAAAUAUGCCAUUAAGUAUUUCUAAUUUUAAUAUAUAGAUUUCAAAAUCAAUACAAUUUCUACAUAAUCAGAACUAUUUUCAUAGGGAUAUCAAACCAGAGAAUUUUGUUAAGAUUAACAAAUAAUUUAAAUUAACUGACUUUGGAUUGAUUAAAAAAUCUUUCGAAUCAGAAAGAAUUCCAACAAUAUGUGGCACUUAAUAAUAUCAAGCACCUGAAAUUUAAGAUGAGAUUUACUCUCAGGAAAUUGAUAUUUGGUCUCUAGCUUGUGUAUUUUAUGAAAUCAUCUAAGGGGAAGAACUAAUCUAAGGUACAUUUUUAUUUUAUUUUAGGAUAUAAGGAAAAGUAGGUUAAAUAUAACAAAAAAGAUUUGUUGAAUAAUAUAGAAGAUAAUAAAUAGAUAUAAAAAAUGAAAUAAAGUUAAAUCCCUUAAUGGUCAGAUCUAAUAAUAAAAAUGCUUAAUCAAAAUCCAAAAUAUAGACCAAAUAUUCUUUAAGUUAUAAAUGAGAUUGAAAAGAUAUAAUAAAUAAAUAUAGAAGAUAAUAUCAUCAGAAAUCCUUAAAAAGAAUAGAUUUAAUUAUAAGAAUAUCUUAAUUAAAAUAAUAAUUUAAGUUAAUAGGAAAAAGAAUCAAUAAUAUUAGAUGUAUUAUUAUAUUUAAUAUUAUUCAUAGAUUUCUAAAUCCAUAUUGCAUCUUCAUAAAAAUGGUUAUUAUCAUACAAAUAUUGAUUUGAAUAUGUUUUAAAAAUAUAAUAAUCAUUGGGUAUUGGCAGAAUUUGAUUCAAAUAAAAGAGAUUAAUCUUUUAAUAAUUCUGAACUGGAUCCUAUAUCUAUUGAUAUUUUUCGUUUAGGAUGCCUAUUUUAUUAUAUCCUUUAAGGAAAAAUAGUAUCUGAUAUAAGAAAAGUCAAGGUUAAUUAGAAUUUACAAAUCAAAUCAGAUAUAGAUUCUUAUACUACUGAUAAAGAUACAUUUCUAACUAAAAUUUAAUAGAUUAAAUCAGAAAAAUGGUAAAAAUUAAUUCUACAUAUGCUUGAAUCUAUUGAGGAUACAAGUUUAAGUUUAUAAGAAAUUAUAUAAGUUUGUAUUUCUUAAAAUGUUAAUUCACUUAUUGAUGCUCCUACAUAAGAGUUUCCUAAGCGUUAUUUUAUAUUAACAAAACGUUUCGGAUAUGGAGGAGAAGGAAGUGUCUAUUAAGCAACACCAAAAAAUGAAAAAUUUUAUAAUAAAGAUAUUGCUUUUAAAAUUUAAUAAAAAAUGAAAGAUCAUGAGAUUUAAUUUAUUGAUUUUUUAAUUGAUUAUUAAAAAAAUCAUGAAUAAAAUUAAUUUAUAAAAAGCAAUUUAAUUAAAGUUUAUGAAAGAUUUGAAUCAUAAGGUUAAUAGGUAUUAAUUAUGGAACUUGGAGGAAAAGAUUUAUUUUCUGUUUUAAAGAAUAAAUUAUAAAUAGAAUAAAAAAUUAAAAUUUGUUAAGAAGUAAUAAUUAACCAUUUAAUAUUAGAUUUCUUAAUCUAUUGCGUUUCUUCAUAAAUAAUAAUUGAUUCAUAGAGAUAUUAAACCUGAAAAUUUUAUUUAAGUAGGUACAACAUUUAAAUUAAUUGAUUUUGGUUUAAUUAAAAAAAAAGAAGAAAAUGUAAGACUUACAAAAAUGAUAGGAUCACCUCUUUAUUAAGCUCCUGAGAUCAUCAAAGGAUCAGACAAUUAUUAGGCUUCUGUUGAUAUUUGGUCUUUGGGAUGUUUAUUCUUUGAAUUAUUUUAAGGAGAACCUUUAUUUGAUGGUAUUCAUCAUUAUUUUAUUUUAAGGUUAAACUCUAUAGGAAGUAUAUUAAUAAAUCCUUAAUUAUUGUAAAAAUUAAUAAUAAAUUCAUCUUAAAAUUAAUUAAUUAUAAAUUAAAUAGGAAUUAAAAACUUUAAUUAAAUAAAUGAUUGAUCCAAUUCCUGAUAAGAGACCUAAUAUAGAUUAUGUUUAAAAAGAAUUAUUGCCAAAAUUCUUACCUUAUCCUAUUAAAAAUAUUU